Messenger RNA from Pseudovirgaria hyperparasitica, 1704 nucleotides. RefSeq lists its product as uncharacterized. Lineage: Eukaryota; Fungi; Ascomycota; Dothideomycetes; Acrospermales; Acrospermaceae. The record is from RefSeq and is a predicted model, not a curated record. Bases 180 to 1442 code for a protein of 420 amino acids. The transcript has a single exon.
GGAAAAGCUCUAGAAUGAAAUAGACUUUAUAGGUCUGAUAUUCUGGGUGAGAAAAUGUACGGAAAGACGAUAUCACGUGCCCACACUAAAACGGCUGAAACUCUACUGCCAACAACGCUUUUCUUUGCUCACCUCAUCUUGUUGACCAUCACAUCUUGCUGCAACAAACUCACAUCAUUAUGCCCAGAAAGAAGAAGACCAAAGCCCCUGCCAGAUCUGUGCGACAACCAUCAUGUAGCAGGCUUUUGCAGGUUCCUCGCGAGAUCAGAGACAAUAUCUAUUCUUGGGUGUUCACCUCUACACGGCUGACCUAUGGAGAGGAUCCUGAUGACCCUCGUAGUAUCAAGCGAGCAAAAAAGAAAAGCCGACUUCAUUCCCUCUCGCUGUUAUACACCUGCCAACAGGUCCACCGUGAAAUUGGUUCACAGUGGAUUGGCUGGGUCCUCUUCAACUUCCAAACAGGAGAGGCGCUGCUGGAUAUACUCACUGAGUUCCCGGAGCAAAGAGUCGCAGCAAUUCGUCACUUACGCGUCAACAGUCGCCCGGUCAUGCUUUCACUGCCACAUGACGACGUCUACUACAGGCUUGCUUGGAUCCUAAAGUUGGUGCCACAACUCAGACUGGACACCCUCACUGUCAUCGGUGGUGAUGCGGGCAUGCUCAAGGGACCCUCAGGCAUGGUGGAUUACCAAAUCCUUGACGAGCUGGUAUCGUGUGGUUCUGGAUGGAAGGAAUUGCAUUAUAUCACGCCCACCUCAUCUAUCCUUAGCUUCGCCAAGACCACGCAAUUUGGGAAGACAUACAUCCGCAAACCGCAGCCCGAAGUAUGGCAGUCGACCCUGACAAAUCGAGAUGGGCCCAAUUCAGGGGCCACGGUAACGAUUUUCCGAUCUCAGUCACGCAUCAGAGAAUCAGUACGCCAACCCGGUGCAAGGGAGCUCUACCAGUCGAUUGUACCGCCAGAGGAAUAUACAGAUUUUGGCGAAGUAGAGGACACUUUUCUGUGCAAAGACGAUCAGGACGCCAGAGCCGUACUUGUAGUUGUCAAACGGGGUCGAAAUACCAACGUCGUGCAGGAAAACGGGGAGCCACCUUACGAUGAGAAUUAUGACUUGAGGGCAUUGGUCACGGACGAAUACCCGACAUGGACCAGUAUUAGAAGUGGCUACACCGAAGGCGCAAGCGAUUAUGACGAAUAUAACGACUAUGGUUAUCAUGAUGACGACGAUGAUGAUGACGAUGACUACAUCGGUAGUUCAUAUCCUUCAGUGAACAACAAGCAUCGGGAUGCGUAUGGCAAUGACGCCUACCAGAUGAAAGAUGUCAACAUGCUCGACCUUGAUUCAGACUCUUGGACGCAUGCAGACCAGAACCGGCCCGAGCCGUGGACGGAAGAGAAAGCUCGUGCGACAUUCGAAAGAAUGUUUCGAAACUUCAACUGAUCAUAUUAUACGGGGAGGAUAGUGCAAUGCGCAACUUGUCGACCGGAAGUCGAGGAUUACCCACUACAUACGCUGUUCGACAAUUCCAUACGUCUAGGUAUGGUGUGUUCUAGCAUGAUGCGGAUGCUCGGUUCACUGUGAUGUUGCAGAUCUGUACUCAUCAAUAUAUUUAAAAAAAAUGGCUACUCGGAACAUGUAGACGCUCAUAUAUGGAAAGACCAAAAACACGAUGUCAACAUAGCCCACGAGCUGAAAUUUUAUG